GGAAACUGGUGGUUAGUUCUGCUCAGUCAGAAGAGACACGGAGAGACAAACCUACAGGAUAAAACCUGCCUGAAAGAAGACAGAACCCAGGACACUGGUUAUACUGGUUAUACUGGUUAUACUGGGAAUACCACCACUUUAACCAGCUCCACUCUGAGACAAAAUGGCGUCCAAGUUAGAGGAGGAUCUGAGCUGUCCGGUCUGCCUGGACAUCUUCAAAGAUCCCGUCAUCCUGUCCUGCUGCCACAGCUUCUGUAGAGCGUGUGUGGAGAACUGCUGGAAGAAGAAGGAGGACAAGGAGUGUCCUGUUUGUAAGAGGAGACACUCAGAGGGAAUAAUGACGAACUUUGCUUUAAAGAAUCUGUGUGAAACUUUUCUACAGGAGAGAGAUCAGAGAUCUUCAGAGGAUCUCUGCAGUCUGCAUCAGGAGAAACUCAAACUCUUCUGUCUGGACCAUCAGGAGCCUGUGUGUCUCGUCUGCAGAGAUUCAGAAAAACACUCCAACCACAGAUUCAGACCCAUCGAUGAAGCUGCUCAACAACACAAGAAGAAACUUGAGGAAACUCUGCAGCCCUUAAAGGAGAAGUUAACAGUUUGUGAAAAAGCUAAAGUGAAGUUUGAUCAAACUCUGGACCACAUGGAGGUCCAGGCCCGACACACAGAGAGGCAGAUUAAGGAGCAGUUUAAGAAGCUUCACCAGUUUCUAGCAGAGGAAGAGGAGGCCAGGCUGCGUGCACUGAGGGAGGAAGAGGAGCAGAAGAGACAGAGGAUGAAGGAGCAGAUGGAGGCUCUGAGAGCACAGAUAGCAGAUCUUUCACACACAGUCAGAGCCACAGAGGACCAGCUGACGGCCCAAGACGUCUCCUUCCUGAAAAACUACAAGGCUGCAGUGGAAAGAGUCCAGCAGCGCCCCCUGCUGGAGGAUCCACAGCUGCCCUCAGGAGCUCUGAUAGACCAGGCCAAACACCUGGGCAACCUGGGCUUCAACAUCUGGACCAAGAUGAAGGACCUGGUCUCCUAUACGCCCGUCAUUCUGGACCCAAACACUGCUCAUACAGACCUCAUCCUGUCUGAUGAUCUGACCGCUGUGAGAGGAGGAAAGAGACAGCAGCUUCCUGAUAAUCCAGAGAGGUUUGAUCAUUACUGGUCCGUCCUGGGCUCUGAGGGCUUUAACUCAGGGACUCACAGCUGGGACGUCCAGGUUGGAGACAGUAAAGGCUGGUUAGUGGGAGUGUUAGCAGAGUCUGGACAGAGGAAGGGAAAGAAAGAGUCUGGAAUAUGUGGAAUAGUGUUAGAUGAUGGUAAAUACACAGCAGGCUCAUCAUUACAUGGAAGAACUUUUCUCUCAGUGAAGAAUCCUCCAAAGAGGAUCAGAGUGAAUCUGGACUGUAACAGAGGAGAGCUGAGGUUCUCUGACCCUGAUACUAACACACACAUCUAUACCUUUAAACACACUUUUACUGAGACCAUGUUUCCACUCAUUUAUACUGUGCAGAAUAUAAAGGUUUUACCAGAGAAGAUCUCUGUGACUGUGGAACCAAACUAGAACCUGAUGAUGAAGAUCUCUGUGACUGUGGAACCAAACUAAAACCUGAUGAUGAAGAUCUCUGUGACUGUGGAACCAAACUAAAACCUGAUGAUGAAGAUCUCUGUGACUGUGGAACCAAACUCAAACCUGAUGAUGAAGAACAUCAGUCAGGUUAUUUCCAGAUGUUCUGGUUUUAAUCUCAGCCUGUGAGGAAGGUCACUGUGUUGUCCUGAUGUGGCUGCUUGUCGUUAACACAGAGCUGAGAUCAACAGAACCAAAAAUCAUCAGAUCUAAUCUAAAAGAACUUCCUGUCAUUUUUCUCUGUUUGCUUUAAAGCUGAAAAUAAAACAGAGAAGAAGCUUUGACUGUUCAACAAAUCACAUUUAUUCCUUUCAUGUCAUUUUCUUCUGCUUUUUAUUUGCUGACUUACUCUCUGUUUAACUUGAACCUUUAAAUAUGAAUCAGUCUGAAUGGACAGCUUUGAAUAAAGUGACUUCUUUCAUUUAAAGGAUCAGAGAAAUAAUUGUUUUUAUUCAUACAGUUGGUUUGUAGUUUACAUCUUUUAGUCUGACUUAUUAACGUGUCUUUAAUCUUCUGUUUUCUAUAUAAAUGCAGUCUAAUUAUUAUCAGGAUAUUUUGAGUCUGUUAAAGUCUUUUAUAUUUACUCAGGUGUCUCUGUUAAAUGCUGUGUAAACUUGUCUAAAUUCUCUUUUCUGUGCUUUGUUAAACAUUUAUACUUUCAGUUAUUCUGACAGUAAAAAUCUUCAUUGGGGUUUAGCAGCUUUGUGAUCUCCAGGAAAAUCAAACCCAUAAAAGCAUCUGUCCCUGAGUUUCUUUAUCAAAGUCUGCUCAUCAUUAGUCCUUCAGACAGAAACAAGCACUAAAGAAAAACUCUGACAUCACAUCAUUCUUCUUACUUUGAGUUUGAAAUAAAGAUUAUUCAUAUUAUUCAUAUCAUUAUUAAGGUAAUUUACUGAAACAGAACCAUUAUUAUGAGUGUCCAGCUCUGACUUUUUAAAUGACACACACUUUAUGUAAA
This is a messenger RNA of Cheilinus undulatus (humphead wrasse), 2567 nucleotides long. RefSeq names its product nuclear factor 7, brain-like. The coding region runs from base 164 to 1546 and encodes 460 amino acids. The record is from RefSeq and is a predicted model, not a curated record. Lineage: Eukaryota; Metazoa; Chordata; Actinopteri; Labriformes; Labridae. The transcript is spliced from 2 exons. Gene Ontology annotation, molecular function: zinc ion binding; protein binding.